Halichondria panicea is the source of this 4380-nucleotide messenger RNA. RefSeq lists its product as uncharacterized. Gene Ontology annotation, cellular component: cytoplasm. The record is from RefSeq and is a predicted model, not a curated record. NCBI's taxonomy places the organism in Eukaryota, Metazoa, Porifera, Demospongiae, Suberitida, Halichondriidae. Bases 144 to 4133 code for a protein of 1329 amino acids. The transcript is spliced from 6 exons.
UCAAAGGAGGAGGGUCUUGUAAAUGGUCAAGUAAACAAACCACAAGAUUCUCUGUUUGGACUCACUGACUGGCAUCAAAUUUGCACUAAAGAAGCAACGCUAAUCUUGGAGCUGGCACAAGCUUGUCUAUUCCUGACAGAACCAUGAAGAUGACAUCUCAGAGACAUGCCCGUUAUCUGUCAAUUGAUCUGAAAGAUGAUGCUACCCUGGUUUUCCGUAAGCCUAGUUGGCAGCUCAGAGCUUGCCUUGCCUCUGUGUUGAUCACCCCUAUCCUCUACCAACUCUACUUCAUUAUUGUCACCAUCAGAUACAUAAUCUUCUUACAAACUUUUUCCUCUCGCCCACGUCCUGCUUGCCCUGUGGUUGACUUGAGUUGGACCGGAGUGUUUCCUUGUGAGCUGGGAUGGAGGGGGAGUGCACUGGCCGUUCUCAUUCUGUCAGCUGUGCUUAUCACCUGCUACUCACUCAUCACUGCCUGCUUGGUGAGAUGGAACCCUCGGAAACAAUGGAACUCAACCACAUCAGUUUUUGAUACUCAAGAAAAGCCGACCAAGUUCCAAGUGAGAGUUCAGAGCUCUAAUCGGCCCCCCACUCUCAGUCUGUAUAUACUGUUACUGAUAUUCCGCUUACUGUUACAAUCAGGAGAUGUUGAAGCAAACCCUGGACCAACGUUUAGCACCAUUCUGACUAUCAAUCAUUUGCCAUCUGUUUACGAGAAAUUGAUAAAAGCCGCCAAAAAGUGGUUCAACCUGGGACUCAUGCUGGAAGUGAGCUAUGACACCCUCGAUAAUAUCAGUGAUGAACAUCGAGAUAAUGAAACCUGUUUACGGAAAAUGCUAGCAGCUCGCUUAAAUACUGCCACUCUCACCUAUUCUGAAAUAUGUCAGAGUCUCAGAGCACCAACAGUUAGACGAGAUGCCAUCGCUAAAGCUAUAGAAGAGGAAUGUACAGAUGAUGGUACUUCACCUGGGCCAUCUAAGAGGCAGAAAUUGUCCACAACGACUCCCGGACCAACCAAAUCCAAGUCGGAUAAUCGUUCCACCAUACAAGCAGAUGAAGCAAUGAGAAUUUAUCGAUCAUACUUAACUAGUAUUUACGAUACAAGAUCCCUCCCUGCUGAUGACAAAUAUCCUCUCCAGUGUGUUAAGCAUUUUGUUAAUCUAGAAUGUGCGGAUGUAAGUAAACAUUUAUCGAGAAAGAAAAUGGAAGAGUCCUGGUCAGAAAUAGUUCAAGGCAUGCUGUAUAGAUUUCCUAGAGAUAGAAUCACAAUGGACCAGAUAGCUUCCAAAGUAGAGGGCAAAUUCUCUAAACUAGUUGUCAUUAAAGGGGCUCCUGGAGGAGGUAAGACUACUUUGUCAUGGGAACUGUGCAGACGAUGGGCUAAUGGUGAAGUUUGGACAGAUUACUCCCUCGUUGUGUUGCUCCGACUUCGAGAUGAGAAUGUUCAGAAAGCUGUAGAAUUAGUUGAUCUAUUUCAAUGUGAAGAUACUGAUUAUUCCAAAAAUAUUUAUGCUAUUAUCCGAAAGAAUCAUGGGCAGGGCAUACUUUUCAUUUUGGAAGGCCUGGAUGAGCUGACACCAUCCCUUAGAGAAAAUGACUCCAUAUUUAUGAAGCUAAUAACCGGACGUCUUCUGCCAGCUAGUACCGUGCUUGUUACCACUAGACCCUGGGCUGUAUGUGAUCUACCUGUUACUUGUAGCUCAAGAGUUGAUCAGUUCAUUGAAAUCUUAGGUUUUUCUUCCGAACAAAUUCAAGAAUACAUUGAUCUAAUGAUCAAAGAUGGGGCUCCACCAGAACUACGUGAAUAUAUUGACUUUAAUCCACGUAUCUCUACUGCAAUGUACAACCCUCUUCAUGCCAAAAUUGUAGUUGAAGUGUACAGAGAAAACCAUGAGAAUAGCAAUAGCAUAAUCCCCAACACAACAACUGAACUAUACACCGAAUACUCUCAAAUUUUGAUUAAAAGAUGUUUAGAGAAUGAUUGGAGCGAUGAGCUUAGUGAGUUACCUUCGUCACAUCAGGUACAUUUUGAUAAGCUCUGCCAAAUUGCGUACAAUGGAAUAACAAAAGAAAAACAACAGUUGGUUUUUUUCAAGGAAGAUGUUGUUGAUGCUAGCACUACACUCGGAUUCAUGAACAGUGUACAUCCUUUACAUAAGAAAAAUAACAGUUCUCCAUCUUACAAUUUCCUUCAUCUGACACUUCAAGAGUUCCUUGCUGCAUUUUAUGUCUGGAAAAAUAAAACCCCACACGACCAGUUACUCUUGUUUGAAACCAAAGCUCAUGAUGGAUCAUACAAGAUGGUUCUGUUGUUUUUAGCUGGAUUGACUAAACUGAAUGACCGAUGGACACAGUGUGUACUUCCAACUUCUUACUUGUACUAUGAGGAAGGAUCAUCAAAAGCCGAGAGAAUGUGUAGAUUCUCAAGUGAUCAAAUUUUGUGGAUCUAUGAAAGCCAAAAUGUGCAAGUCAUGAGUGACUUGUAUUGUAAUGUGCUGUAUGAACCACCGCUAUAUGAUAAGAGAAUUGAUAAGUUUGCACUUGGUUAUGUUGUAGCUUCUGCUCAUUUCAAAGUAACUCUAACGGACAUGUUUGAGUUACAUAAUGGUAUAGAUAUAUCAAUGUUAUUAGCAGGAAUCAACAAAGUGUUGCCUUCAGAAUCUUUUACUCUAAGUGUAAGGCAUCUGAAAAUAUCUACCACAUUCAAGAUUCCAUGUUUUUGGCAUACACUCACUGAUAGGAUAUUACCAGAAUUAGAAGGAGUCACUAUCAGUAGAUCAGAAGAUAUUGACGAUGAAUUUGAUGGGCCUGAGGCAUUAAAAGUAUUUGACACUAUACAGCUAUCUCCAAACUUAAGUCUUGUAGAGCUAGAUUUUGGCAUCUCAAGAGACACUGUGAUACGAAUACUUGAUAUUUUGAAGCCAAAACACUGCUUGAAAGUUUUGAAGUGUGCUCAAGUAUCGCCAGCUGAUGAAGAGUCGUUGUCUGACUUCGUUGCACAUUCUAGUAUUGAAAUGUUGGUGAUACAUUUGGUACAAGCGCCUAAUUUUAUUUCCUCACCCAUCACAGAUACUUUCAAUUGGUGUAUUUCAAUUGGAUUGAACGUGACUGAGUUAAAACGGAACAACACGAAAAUCUUACCACAUUUACUGUCUGAACAUUCGUUUACCAAUAACGAAGCAAAAACAAUAUUUUCAACAGACAAUGUGGUUUUUUCAGAGUCUACUAUCAGAAACUUAAUUUCAAUAUUAAGCCACUGGAAACUAAGCUUACAAUAUCUGCGAUGCUCUUUCCGUGUUAAGUUGAUCCCCGAACAAUCUGAGCGGCUUUUUAGUACUCUACUCAAUUGUCCGAUACUUAAAGAACUCGAUAUCCGAAGUGAAAUAAAGGGCCAAUUUGAAUAUUUCUGUACCCCCCAGCACUUGCAAUCACUAACUUUGUUUUGUCCUGAUAAUGCCUGUGAAGUUUUACGUUCUCUCAAAGACAAUCGAUUACAUUCCAUUAAAAGCCUUGAACUUACAUGUGACUUUGACUGCAAUUUUGAUGAAGCUAUUGGUGAGUAUCUACAGGCUGACAUAUCUCUAGAGGAAUUGACACUGCAUUAUAUUGACUUGAAAAGUAGCCCGAGUCAUUUAGUGCAGGGACUGCAAGUUAACACAUGUCUAACUAAGCUAACUAUUUCACCUGAUUUUAGUUAUGAUGAUGAUAACUCGCUUAAUUAUGGUUUCGGAACGUUUGAACUGGCCCAAAUGUUUCAUACAACUCUACAAUUCAUUGAACUUACGUUUUGUAUACAGUUGCCAGGGGAUCUACUACCUGUUUUGGAAGCAUUGAGAGAAAACAAUACAGUUAAACACCUGACACUCUAUCUGCAUGUGCCACCAUUAGAAGAUAAAAUACGGUACACUGUUACCACUGAAGAGGCUGAAGCUGUUGGUAAUGUGUUAGCCAAGAACAAGACUCUAGAGGUGUUUCACCUCAAUGCUCAGAUCACCGACUACUCCCCAAUUGUCAGGGGGCUGUUUGAAAACAAAACACUGAAACAAUUCGGCACUUCUAAGAAUACAAAAAAAAACAUUGUCACAUGUCCCGAGUACGUUGAUGUCAGACGAAGAAUUGUGUUUAUUAAGUAGUAUGUAUGACUCCUGUUUUAUGUUAUGGUCUAGUUUGUAUAGUAAAUCUUAUAAGUCUUCCCAAUCGGUGGCUAUCUUUCUUAUACAUGUACAGUAUAUUUUUGUGUACCAUUGGGCAGAGAGUAUAAACUCUAUACAAUAAUUAUACACUCCAUAAUUAUUUAUGUCUCUAAUAGCAAUUGUUUUGAUCGUUUCGUUGAUUUGGUAAUUAAAAUCUUCUCUUCAAACAACAUAUUAAAUGACACGA